CGCGGGGAGGCCGGCGGGACGAUGCUGCUCUCGCUGGUGCUGCACACGUACUCCAUGCGCUACUUGGUGCCCGCCGCCGUCAUGAUGGGCGCGGCGCCCACCUACGUGCUGGCCUGGGGCGCCUGGCGCCUGCUUUCCGCCGUGCUGCCCGCGCGCCUCUACCGCGAGGUGGACGAUCGCCUCUACACCCUCUACCAGAGCAUGGUGCUCUUCUUCUUCGAGAACUACACGGGCGUGCAGGUAAUAAUCUAUGGGGAUUUGCCAAAAAAUAAAGAAAAUAUAUUAUAUUUAUCAAAUCAUCAGUGUACAGUUGAUUGGAUUAUUGCGGACAUGUUGGCAAUGAGGCAGAAUGCAAUCGGCCACGUUCGUUACGUUUUAAAAGAUGGGUUAAAAUGGCUCCCAUUGUAUGGGUGGUAUUUUUCACAGCAUGGAGGAGUCUAUGUAAAAAGAAGUGCCAAAUUCAAUGAAAAAGAAAUGAGAGCGAAAUUGCAGGCCCAUGUGAAAUCUGAAAUUCCGAUGUAUUUAGUGAUUUUUCCAGAGGGGACUCGUUACAAUCCAGAAAUACCAAAAGUCAUUGCAGAUAGUCAAUCAUUUGCUGAAAAAGAAGGGCUUACUGUAUUAAAACAUGUGCUGACACCACGUGUGAAGGCAACUCAUGUAGCCAUUGACACAAUGAAGGACUAUUUGGAUGCGGUUUAUGAUGUGACUGUAGCGUAUGAGGGUACUGUGGACCACAAAGGGCAAAGAAAAGUGGCACCAUCUAUGACAGAAUUUCUUUGCAAGGAAUGCCCAAGAGUUCAUAUUUUCGUUGAACGAAUUGAACUGAAGGACAUUCCAGAAGAACAGAUGUAUAUGAGAAGAUGGCUUCAUGAACGGUUUGAAAUAAAGGAUAAGUUAUUAAUAGAGUUUUACGAUGCAAAGGAUUCUAAAAGAAGAAAUAAGUUCCCUGGAAAAGGUGUUCAUUCCAAAUUAAGCCUCAAGAAAACUUUGCCAUCUUUGCUGUUUUUAGGUGGCCUGACUGCUGGUAUGCUGCUGACAGAAUCUGGAAGGAAACUUUAUGUAAAAACAUGGAUAUAUGGGACUUUAAUUGGCUGCCUGUGGGUUAGCAUUAAACCAUAAGCAGGCGUUAGUCUCCAAUCAGAGAGAUGUGCUAUCUUUUCUUGCACAUUGCACCAAAUUUUUUCCUCAAUUUAUAGUAAAGAGUGUAAAUAAAGCCUUAAUGAUUGAACAUUGGAAAUAAUAGAAUUUGAGACUUAAGCCUCUGUGUGGUUGGUCUGGGGAAAAUAUAUAUGUAGUUUUUCAAAGUUGAUACUGAGUUUUGCGGGAAGAAUGACAGAUAAACCGAGUUACAUGACAAACUUUUCCCCAUGAAGUAACAACCAUUUCUAUCUGCAGAAGAUCAAAGUGUGAGUUAUGCAUAAGGGUGUCUUAACUGGACUUGUGAAUGUAUUUAGAGAGAUUAAUUUACGGUGUAUAUUUAUUCUUCUGAUAUUCAUGUUGAAUUUUUGUUACUCUUUGGUGCAUUGCAGCAACUUAGUUGCAUCUAACCCAGCUGUAUUGCAGCUAAAGUCAAAACUUUUUUUUAGAAUUUUG
This is a messenger RNA of Tinamus guttatus (white-throated tinamou), 1593 nucleotides long. It is a transcript of the gene AGPAT5, whose product is annotated as 1-acylglycerol-3-phosphate O-acyltransferase 5. Lineage: Eukaryota; Metazoa; Chordata; Aves; Tinamiformes; Tinamidae. The record is from RefSeq and is a predicted model, not a curated record. Gene Ontology annotation, biological process: phosphatidylinositol acyl-chain remodeling. Gene Ontology annotation, cellular component: mitochondrion; endoplasmic reticulum; endomembrane system. Gene Ontology annotation, molecular function: acyltransferase activity.